AUGAUGUCUGAAUCGGAAAGGAUGGAUUGGGAGCAAAGAGACAAAGAGCUUGACAAAGUCAUUACUCCUUGGAAGGACUUCGAGGCAAAAGAAGCUGAAGCAAAGAAUGUGAAACUAGUUCUUGAAACUCAGAUGUCUUUGUUUCCCGCUUGGUCUCAUGAGCGUAUACAGAAAGAAGUCAUGGAUGAUCCGAAUCUCUACUCGAUAGAACCAACAAUCUCGUUUGACUUAAAUAAGGAUGUGGAAUGUCAAUUUAAUUUUCCCAUCACUCCAAGGGCAUUUCUCUUUCGACACUUCGAAAAGAUUAGGAAAUCCAUGAUCUCCGAUAGUGCAGAAAACCGAAAAGCUUUUUUCGUUUUACUUGAAAUUUGCAAAACUGCAGUAUGA
Molecule: messenger RNA, 387 nt
Organism: Lactuca saligna
Lineage: Eukaryota; Viridiplantae; Streptophyta; Magnoliopsida; Asterales; Asteraceae
Source: the annotation of a GenBank genome assembly